UCAAGGAGCAUCGAGCUUAGUUUGGCCAGACCAAUUUAAUCGAGAACAGGAAUAAUGUUUGUAAAAUUUCUUCUUUUUGUUGGGCUUGCUUCUCCCGUCUUGUGUGAAAAUACAGCAGUUUUAAUCUUAGCCCGUGGAGGUUCAAAAGGUAUUCGGUUGAAGAAUAUACAAAAUAUUGGCGGCAUAAGUUUGCUCGGUCGAACUAUACUUACUGCAAAGUUGGCUGGUUUACAAGAUAUCACUGUAUCCACAGAUCAUCCUUUGAUAGCAUUGGAAGGUUUUAAGUAUAAUGUAAGCGUUUUGAAGAGAAGCUAUGUCACAUCAACAGAUUGGGCGCCAUCGAUUUGGGGCGUAUCGGAAUUUAUGGAAAAAGUUACAAACUUCGCUGGAGCUAUGAAGCCUCUAAAACUCGACCAAUAAAUUUUGACUACAAAAAUCGACCUCGAAGACAGGAUUGGAACGGUGAAUUUAUAGAAACAGGCGCUUUUUAUAUUACUAGACGAGAAAUUAUAACGUAUGGGUAUCUGCAAAAUAAUAAUUGUACCGUAUGGGAAAUAUCGCAAAACGAGAGUUUAGAAGUCGACACUGAAUACGACUUACGUUUGGCGAAUAUUUUAAUAAAAAAUAAAUUCAUGUAAAA
Nymphalis io (European peacock) is the source of this 640-nucleotide messenger RNA. It is a transcript of the gene Csas, whose product is annotated as N-acylneuraminate cytidylyltransferase. The record is from RefSeq and is a predicted model, not a curated record. Gene Ontology annotation, molecular function: N-acylneuraminate cytidylyltransferase activity. The transcript has 5 exons. Lineage: Eukaryota; Metazoa; Arthropoda; Insecta; Lepidoptera; Nymphalidae. Bases 55 to 420 code for a protein of 121 amino acids.